UCUUAAUUUUUUUAAUUGCUUAUAUAAUUUGUAUUAUUUAAAUGUUUAAAUUAGUUUUUAGUAUUAAGUUUGUUCAUUAUUAUGUGGUUUAAUGAGCGUGCACGUUCUUCAAAGAAAUGUGUAUUGAAGUCGUGUGGAGAAAAACGUACUGGCAAUGAAUCAUUGAGCUUGUUUAGUUUUCCUAAAGAUCCUGUUCGCUUUUUCUUUAUGCUUUAGAUGUGGAAUCUGGUUAAAUAAUUGUCAACUCGAUGCCGAUAGUCAUUCUCUAAAAAACAUUUUAUUGUGCAGUAAACAUUUUGAGAAAAAAAUGUUUCUCAAUGAUCUAAGAAAUAGAUUACAACCACACGCUAUACCUACAUUUUUUCCAGAUAGAAAAGAUUCUCAAAAAUUGGCCGACUCAACAUCUUGUGUUGAAGAUAAACCAUUGGACAUUUCUUCCACUGGUAGUGUAAUAACAUGCACAUCUGAAGACUCGUGUGUCGAAGACAUUUUGCGUACCCAAAUUAAAAAUGAGAUGAAAGCUCGUCUUAAAGCCGAAAAAACUGUAAUGAAAUUAAGGAAACAACAAGCCAAAUAUGAGAGCGUUGAACAUUUUCUUGAUCUGUGUCAAAAACAUUUGUCUCCUGAUGUACUAACCAUUGUGAAGUCUCACAUGACAGAAAAGAAACCCUCAUGGAUACAGGCACUAGAAAUUCCAACAGAAGUCAAGUAAUGUUUGGCGAUACCUUUUUAACGACUCAGAUGGAAUUGGAAAUCACUAUUUGUGUGUAUGCUAAUUUUAGCUGCUUACAUAAUACUAAAUAUAUUUUCUAACAUUUUUUUUUCUGUAAAAAACCAUAGGUAUUAAGAAAGAAUGAUGUUUUAAUUUUUUUAAAGAAUUUUUGUGUCUGGACCCACAUUAUCUUUUGAACCGCUUAAUAGAUUUGAUAACGAACCAAGACUUUAGACCAGUUAAUGUAUCCUAAUGUACUUUGAAUCGAGAAGAACAUACUAAAAGUUUACAUUAUGAACUUAAAAUUAACGCACACUAUAUAUUUUUAAAAAAUAGUCAGAAUAUUUUCAAUAAACGAUAUUGUCGAUA
Messenger RNA from Adelges cooleyi (spruce gall adelgid), 1081 nucleotides. RefSeq lists its product as uncharacterized. The coding region runs from base 308 to 712 and encodes 134 amino acids. The transcript is spliced from 5 exons. NCBI's taxonomy places the organism in Eukaryota, Metazoa, Arthropoda, Insecta, Hemiptera, Adelgidae. The record is from RefSeq and is a predicted model, not a curated record. Gene Ontology annotation, molecular function: sequence-specific DNA binding.